Messenger RNA from Phacochoerus africanus (Common warthog), 1433 nucleotides. It is a transcript of the gene KRT18, whose product is annotated as keratin 18. The coding region runs from base 101 to 1372 and encodes 423 amino acids. Gene Ontology annotation, biological process: intermediate filament cytoskeleton organization. The transcript has 7 exons. Gene Ontology annotation, cellular component: keratin filament. The record is from RefSeq and is a predicted model, not a curated record. Lineage: Eukaryota; Metazoa; Chordata; Mammalia; Artiodactyla; Suidae. Gene Ontology annotation, molecular function: structural molecule activity.
UCCCCUUCCCUCGGAGCUAUAACUUGAGUUGCGGACCUAACACCCUCCACGGCCCAGCACCUGAGCUCUGGUCUCGCUCUUCCCUCGCGGAAUAAGCAACAUGAGCUUCAGCACCCAGUCCUCUUUCUCCAGCUACCGGUCCGUGCAGUCGCCGGGCCACCGGGUCCGACCGGUCAGCAGCGCGGCCAGCGUCUAUGCAGGCGCCGGGGGCUCGGGCUCCCGGAUCUCCGUGUCCCGCUCCAGCAGCGUCCGGGGCGGGGGCGGCUGGGGGGCCGGGAUGGCCGGGGGUCUGGUGGGUGUCGGGGGCAUCCAGGGCGAGAAGGAGACCAUGCAGGACCUGAAUGACCGCCUGGCCUCCUACCUGGAGAGGGUGAGGAGUCUGGAGGCUGAUAAUCGGAGGCUGGAGAUCAAAAUCCGGGAACACCUGGAGAAAAAGGGACCCCAGGUCAGGGACUGGAGUCAUUACUUGAAGACUAUCGAGGAACUGAGGGCUCAGAUCUUUGCAAGUUCUGUGGACAACGCCCGCAUCGUUCUGCAGAUUGACAAUGCCCGUCUCGCUGCUGAUGACUUCAGAGUCAAGUAUGAGACGGAGCUGGCCAUGCGCCAGUCUGUGGAGAGCGACAUCCACGGGCUCCGCAAGGUCAUUGAUGACACCAAUGUCACUCGCCUGCAGCUGGAGACAGAGAUCGAGGCUCUCAAGGAGGAGCUGCUCUUCAUGAAGAAGAACCACGAGGAGGAAGUAAAGGGUCUACAAAACCAGAUUGCCAACUCUGGGUUGACCGUGGAGUUGGAUGCCCCCAAACCUCAGGACCUCAGCAAGAUCAUGGCAGACAUCCGGGCCCAGUAUGAUGAGCUGGCUCAGAAGAACCGAGAGGAGCUGGACAAGUACUGGUCCCAGCAGAUUGAGGAGAGCACCUCAGUGGUCACCUCACAGUCGGCUGAGAUUGGAGCUGCUGAGAUGACACUCACGGAGCUGAGACGGACCGUCCAGUCCCUGGAGAUCGACCUGGACUCCAUGAGAAAUCUGAAGGCCACCUUGGAGAACAGCCUGAGGGAGGUGGAGGCCCGCUACGCCCUGCAGAUGGAGCAGCUCAACGGGGUCCUCCUGCACCUGGAGUCAGAGCUGGCUCAGACCCGGGCAGAGGGGCAACGCCAGACCCAGGAGUACGAGGCCCUGCUGAACAUCAAGGUCAAGCUGGAGGCUGAGAUCAACACCUACCGCCGCCUCCUGGAAGAUGGCGAGGACUUCAAUCUUGGCGACGCUCUGGACAGCAGCAACUCCAGGCAGACGAUUCAGAAAACCACCACCCUCAGGCUCGUGGAUGGCAAAGUGGUGUCUGAGACCUCAGACACCAAAGUUCUGAGGCACUGAGGCAGCAGAAGCAGGGUGCCCUGGGGAGCAGGAGGCCAAUAAAAGUUCAGAUGUCAUUGCA